AUGGACGCGAUCGCCUUUGUGUGCAGCGUCGCCGAUGCGCGCUUGGAGCCGCGGCUCAUGGCCACCGCUACCGAGUGCGGCAGCCGCGUGCUCGUCCAGGACCUCGCGCACCAAGGCUGCGAUGCCAUCGACGCCCUCGACAGCCACCGCAAGCAGCAAUGCCACUUGGCCAUUCUUUUCUUUCUCUCCCUACACCGACACAGCAUCGCUCUCGUGUGA
This is a messenger RNA of Saprolegnia parasitica CBS 223.65, 219 nucleotides long. RefSeq lists its product as hypothetical. The transcript is spliced from 2 exons. NCBI's taxonomy places the organism in Eukaryota, Oomycota, Saprolegniomycetes, Saprolegniales, Saprolegniaceae. The record is from RefSeq and is a predicted model, not a curated record. Bases 1 to 219 code for a protein of 72 amino acids.